This is a messenger RNA of Copidosoma floridanum, 2111 nucleotides long. It is a transcript of the gene Ndc1, whose product is annotated as Nuclear division cycle 1. Gene Ontology annotation, cellular component: nuclear pore transmembrane ring. Gene Ontology annotation, biological process: nuclear pore organization. Gene Ontology annotation, molecular function: protein-macromolecule adaptor activity. Lineage: Eukaryota; Metazoa; Arthropoda; Insecta; Hymenoptera; Encyrtidae. The record is from RefSeq and is a predicted model, not a curated record.
UAUAUUUUAUGCGCGCAUGAUUGAAGGUUAGACUAUAAGCGGUCGAUUACUUAUUUGAGUAAUUUUGUUUAAUUAAAUCUUUGUUUUUGUUCAAGCAGUUUUUGAAGAGCUGUAAUGCUUGCAAGUUGCAAGAUCUAAAAACGAGCAAAUUUAUUAACAAAAAACAUGGAUCAAACAACAGCAGAGAUAAGCAAGCAUAAUUCAAAUGCGGUCCUGGCUCCCCGGAUGUUUUUUGCCGUUGGCAUGAGCAUAGUUGUGCACUUUCUACUGUCAUUGUCAUCAAUGAGCGGUGUGAUACUUAUGACAAACCUGGACAUAACUCAUCCCUUGGAGUGGCUGAGAAAUACAUGGAACGUCGUCACGUGCCUUAGAAUGUGGACUAAUUUUAUUAUUUUUUCGGUGGUAGUUUUUUUUUUGGGUAUCACCUGCAGGAAAAAUUAUCUCAAUCCACCCAAGUAUGCCUCUAGUCGUUUUGUGAAAUUCUGCUACUUUUUUACGCCUACGAAUCUCAAGCUGGGGAUGCUAUACAUGUUACUUGGUGGUGUUCUUGCUUGGCUGCACAUGUCCGUGGAAGGAGGCAGGUUUGGAUCUUUGAUAAAGAAAUGCGACAGAAUCGGCAAGUAUUGUCUCGUCGAAGAGCAUUACUUCUUAUUACUGGAGGGCUUCUGGAUCGGCAUCUACUUUUUUUUCAAUUCUAAUUAUAUGGGACUCCAUAAUCUGCAAUUUCCCAUCAUUCCCUUGUCAAAGAUAACUCAAGUUAAAAGAGGCAUCAGAAGCAUGAUUAGUAAUGCACUUCUGGACGGGCUGUGGCCAGUUUUCUAUUUCUUUGGAUUUUACGCGAUGUUUGGAAGUUAUUGUAGAGACAUUUUGGUCAUACCUGCCUCUCUGUCACUCGAAGAUAUACCACUCGACAAAUUCUCCAAGCUACUGAAUAUAUCAUUAUUUUUUCAUGCCUGGCUGUAUGCCGUGCUCUUUGUACUGAUUAUACAGAGCAUGCACCUGCUUUUUCAAGCCUUCCUCACGCAAUGGAUUCAAUUUGACAUUGAGACUGUUCAGUUUAUCGAAAAGCCUACUACAAUUACACUCACAGAUGCACUUGCAAUGGAGAGUACGCCGAUUCUUCAGCAGUUGGGAUACUUAGAUCUUGUAACUGUUGCUCAGAAAGAUAAGAUGAGAAGGUGUAAGCUUUUCACAUUGAGUCAACCUGGAGGACAUCCCUACAAUUGGAACAGGGUAGUAGAAAAAAGUUUAUCACUGAUAGAAAAAUUUUCAGAGCAACUGAAUUCUGCGUGUUCUGCUCAAAAGAGUCAAGUAACCCAACAAAGCAAUCCCAUGUCUAAUACUUUGUCCUCUCCAAUAACAAACAGAACAUACACAUAUCAGAUGAGAAAUCUGGUAUCUCCAAUGGUGGCUAAUUUUUCUAUCACACCUCAAAAAGCCGAUAUAAACUGUAAAACAGAGUCUACUGAUAACUUUGUUAUACAAUUCUACAAAAAUCUCAGAACGUCUGUUGUCAAUUAUUUUCUAUCAAAGAAACCCAUCUCCUAUAUUUUUGCUGAGCAGUUUGAAAAUAAAAUUAGACAUUUGCUUAUCAAUGCCCAGGCUAUUAUUUGGGCUUCAGAUGCAAUCUCGUCAUUAGCUGCCUUAUCUCUAACUGAAGAUCCAUACGGAAUCGUCCAAAAAAAUUUACAUGAAAUUAUCGAGGUGUUACUGAGGUUGAAGCAGUCGCUAGAUAAACUGCAAAAGUUAAACAUUUCAAUGAGAAAACCUGUCAGUGAUGAUAGACUACUUAGACAGACGCUGACUACAUUGCGUAGUACUGUCAGAAGAAGCUUAUACAGGAUAGUUUCGCACUUCAAAAAUUAUAUCAACGAUUUGGAACUCGCCCCCUUAACUAUUGAUCAGUUGCAGCCAUUUUUUACAUAUAGAGAAUAAUUGUUACGUUUUCACGAUCAAAAGAAACACAUUUUUUUGCAAAUCCAUUAAUAUUUAAGUUCACAUUGUGUCGCGUAAGUUCUCAAAGUGUAUUUGACUGUACUUACGCCUAUGAAACUUCAAAUUUAGCUCUAUUUUUAAAAUUUUUGUACUUAUUAUAAAAUACAAAAAAAAAA